CCUCUCUCUCUCUCUCUGAACAUGGAGACUCUGGAGGAAGUUGAAAUCUGUUUUCCCCACAUCAACACCUCCUGCAGGAGUACAAGGCGUCCUCACAUGGAGACCACAUUCAUUUACUGUGUGUUGUCCUGCAUCAUUGUGCUCACUGUGAUUCUUAACCUGCUGGUCAUCAUCUCUAUCUCCCACUUCAGGCAGCUCCACACCACCACCAACCUCCUCCUUCUCUCUCUGGCUGUCGCUGACUUCCUCGUGGGUCUCCUGGAGAUGCCGGGUCAUCUCCACAACCAAGGCUGCUGGCUCCUGGGUGAUCCAAUGUGUGUCGUGUAUUGCUUUCUAUCUUUCCUCGUUAUCAGCAUUUCAGUGGGAAGCAUGGUGCUCAUAUCAGUCGACCGCUAUAUGCUCGGGCCAUGCGCUCUCACGUUACAGUCUUGA
Solea senegalensis (Senegalese sole) is the source of this 432-nucleotide messenger RNA. RefSeq names its product trace amine-associated receptor 13c-like. NCBI's taxonomy places the organism in Eukaryota, Metazoa, Chordata, Actinopteri, Pleuronectiformes, Soleidae. Gene Ontology annotation, molecular function: norepinephrine binding; beta2-adrenergic receptor activity. The coding region runs from base 22 to 432 and encodes 136 amino acids. Gene Ontology annotation, biological process: norepinephrine-epinephrine-mediated vasodilation involved in regulation of systemic arterial blood pressure; adenylate cyclase-activating adrenergic receptor signaling pathway; negative regulation of smooth muscle contraction. The transcript has 3 exons. The record is from RefSeq and is a predicted model, not a curated record. Gene Ontology annotation, cellular component: membrane.